AUGAACGUCCCACCCGGAUUUACCGAUGGCUCAGCCUACUGGGCUCGCCUGGCUGCCUUCCGCCAGGCCGACCGCGAGCGAGAGGAGAUGGUCACCGAGUUGGUUACCAAAUACACCCAUCUUAUGGAGCAGUUUCAGCAGAAAUGUGACGACCUUGAGAAUGAGGUUGCGUCACGACGCAUGUGGCACAAGCGGGCCACUGAGGCAGCCAACAAUCUGACCGAUCUCAAAUAUGUUACCCGGUUACAGGAAGCUCACCCUAUGGUGUUUGCAAUCAUCGACGGGGACGGCGCCAUCUUUCGUGAGGAACUCAUCUCUCAGGGAGGCGCCGGCGGAUCCCAAGCGGCUCACUUGCUGCAAACCGCAAUUAAGAAGCAUCUCAAGGAAAUCUACGCCGACACCAAUGUCGAGACGUGGAAUAUUGUCGUCCAGAUCGUGCUUAAUCAGGACGGCCUAUCAAACAAGUUACAGAGCGUCAACCUCGUUGACAAGCAGGACGACCUUGCCAAUUUUGCUCGUGCCUUUGGACGCACGCAGCCGCUGUUCUGCUUUGUCGACGUUGGCUCGGGAAAGGAACAGGCCGAUCAUAAGAUUCGAGAGAUGCUUCGUGUUAUGAUUCGCAAUGCGCAGUGCCGCCACAUUAUAUUCGGACCCUGCCACGACAAUGGAUACAUUCCGGUCCUGAAGCCCUAUGAGCUCGAUUCCGACGUCUCCUCCAAGAUCACUCUUUUAGAGACGACCCCAGCCGGCCCGGGAUUCCGCCAGCUUCGCUUCCCUCGCGCCGAGUUUCCCGAAGUCUUUCGGUCCCAGCCCCUGCCGGAGCGAGCCAUCGUUGCGCCCCCGCCACCCACCCCGUCCCCUACUAUUCUUAGCAAGGGAUCCGGAUCCGACAAGAGAUCGCCCGCCGGGAGCUACGCGGUUGUUAGAGGCAGCAAUAGCGAGGCCAAGGUCAUCAACAUCGCCCCGACCAAGACGCGGCCCAAGCUGCCGCCCAAGUUCCUCGUCCUCAACGUCGACCGCGAGCGCCUCGACGAGCCGCUCAUGCGGACCGACCCCUCGGCCCUCAAGCGCGUGACCGAGCGGUCGACGGCCGAGGGCCGCCUGUGCAACAACUUCCACAUCACGGGCACGUGCAAGGACGAGGACUGCGCCUACGUCCACGGCCCGCGCGUCGGCGCGUCCGAGCAGCUCGUGCUCAAGCACAAGUCGCGCGGCCUGCGCUGCUACAAGAUGACGGGCUGCAGGGACGUCGAGUGCCCGUACGGCCACCACUGCCGAUAUGGUCGGAACUGCGAUAACCAGCAUAAGUGCCGUUUCGCCGACACGCACCAUGUCAAGCUUACACCUGCCGUCCGCGCCUACGAGGACGGAACCGAAGAGCAGAUUAACCACUACCGUAAGCACAAGCACAACAGUACAACAGUGCAGCACACCAAAUUCCAUUGUAUCAUUCCUGUCUCGUUUUCAUCACUGCUUGGCCUCCUUUUUGUAUUUAAUGUAUUUUGGUGGCGCAACACAGGGAUGGGUCUCCUUGAGAAGGUACUCGAUCUCCAGAUCCCCCGGGAUAUCCGGAUCUCCCCAGACGCGACACGAGUGGUCUACACCACGAGCCUCAAGCAAUACCAUAGAGUAGGCGACAAUCUGCCCUCGACGCUCUGGAUCGCGCAGCUGGACACCGCCAAGUCGGCGCGGGCGCUGACGGACGGCACCCGCAACGACCGGAUGCCCCGCUGGUCGCCCGACGGGAAGCAUCUCGCCUGCUUAUCGGACAGGGCGGGGGAUCCGGGGAAGACGACCGCGAUCUACUUGCAGGAGAUAUCUGGCGUGGACAAAGUCGGCGAGCCGAGGGCACUCACACCGGACACUAACGAGCAGCGCAUAUCAAACUUCGAGUUCAGCCCCGAUGGCAAGUUCAUCGCCUAUGUGAAGACGCCCGAGAGGUCACCCGAGGACAAGGCGAAGAAGAAGGCCAAGGACGAUGCAGUGAUCUGGGGCGAGGACUGGCAGUACGCGCGCCUCUACCUGCUCGACGUGGUGACGGGCGAGAUCGACACCAUCUUCGAGCACGAGGCCAGCGUCGGCGACUUUUCGUGGAGCGACGACGGGUCCGAGAUCGCGUUCACGACGACGCGCACGCCGCACGCCGAGAGCGGCUGGCUGCACGGCGUGACGAUCUCCGUCGUCAGCGUGGCGACGCGCCAGGCGCGGGAGAUCUGCUGCGUGCCGCGGGCGGCGUGGAGCCUGACGUGGUCGGGCUCCAAGGCGUACUUCCUGGGGUUCAACGACCCGCAGUGCUCGCUGACGGGGCUAGCGGUGUACGCCGCGGACCUGGCGGGGCGGGACCGUCACGCCGCCGCCGCCGCCUUCGAGAGGGUGGCGCACGGCGACACGGACUGCGCGCAGGGGCUGGCCCGGGCGUGCGGCGGCGAGCUGCUCGUGCGGGUGGAGCGCGGGCUCGAGGACCACUUCCGGUUCCUGAGCGGGCGGCUGGUGCUCGGGACGAACAGGGUCACGAGCAAGUUUGACGUGGCGCGCGGCGGCGGCGGGGAGGACGUGCUGGUGGGCUCGCAGGGCGACUUCAACGCGCCGAUGGAGGUGUUUGCCAUCACGGCGUCGGGCGCCAGGACGCAGCUGUCGGAUCACGGCGGGGAGCUGCGCGCGGCCUACGGCGAUUUCUGCACGUGGACGCACCUGCAGUGCUCUACGCUCGACGGAAAGGAGGUCCUGGACAACAUAUUCCUCACGCCUACUGCGCGCCACCGCCACCGCAGCAAGGAAGGAGCGCCGCUGCCGACCAUGGUGCUCGUCCACGGUGGGCCGUACGCGCGCGUCGCGCCGGCGUUUGACGUCCUCGACACGUCCUUCUCGGCCGUCCCGCUCCUGCUGGCCGAGGGCUUCGGCGUGCUGCUGCCCAACUACCGCGGCGGCAGCGGGCGCGGCCGGCGCUUCGCGUCCUACAGCUACGGCGGGGCGGGGCUGUACGACGAGCCGGACGUCGUGGCGGCGACGCAGGACGCCGUGCGGCGCGGGCUGGCGGACCCGCGGAGGCUGGUCGCGAUGGGGUGGUCGCAGGGCGGGUACGUGUCGUACCUGGCGGCCGUGCGCAACGGCCGGCACGGCCUCGGCUGGAGGUUCCGGGGCGUGAUACCGGGGGCCGGGAUCACGGACCUGGACGCCAUGGUGCUUACGUCGGACAUCGGGUACGAGCAGGCCGAGUUCAUCCGGCGGGCGGCGUGGAGGGGCGACGGGCUGCCGCAGGAUGGUGAUGGCGAAGAAGAGUGUCUAAGGAGGGCCCUGGAGGAGGAGAGGAGGGUGCGGCGGGCGUCGCCGCUGUGGGGGUUCAAGAGGGCGGCCGAGGAAGGGCGGAUCCCGGCCGUGCUGAUGCUGCACGGCGGCGCGGACACGCGGGUGCCGGUGUCGCAGGCUUGGGGGUUCCGGCGGGCGAUGGAGGAGGCCGGACUGCCGUUUGAGAUGGUGACGUAUCCGCGAGAAGAUCACUGGUUUAAGGAGAGGAAACAUAUCGAGGACAUGUUGACGCGGGUGGUGGGCUUUGUGAAGAAGGACAUUGGGUAG
Messenger RNA from Thyridium curvatum, 3573 nucleotides. RefSeq lists its product as uncharacterized. Gene Ontology annotation, molecular function: serine-type peptidase activity; metal ion binding. NCBI's taxonomy places the organism in Eukaryota, Fungi, Ascomycota, Sordariomycetes, Thyridiales, Thyridiaceae. The transcript is spliced from 4 exons. The record is from RefSeq and is a predicted model, not a curated record. Gene Ontology annotation, biological process: proteolysis. Bases 1 to 3573 code for a protein of 1190 amino acids.